CCUUAGCGCGCAAGUCCUAAUUUGUGAAAUAUCUGUAUACAGAUUUUUAUCCGUUAAAUUGGGUAUAAUAUCAAUUGAGAUUUCUGUGGCUUUUCUGAGCAUGUGCUGACUUUCGGGAGAUACAUAUGUUUUUAACUUAUGUCGCAAAAAAAGAUCAAAUUUCGGGAAACGACAUGUGUAUGAGACGUGGAGUGAAAACAUUUCUUUUGUUGGUGUUCUGUAUGUUGUUUUUCCUGGCUACGGAGUUCACUGUUGGGUGUUGCUGCUCAAUAAGUUGUAAGGACAUUAAUAAUAAUAGGCACGUGGUUCAGCUAUUCUCCCCGCGUUUGGUGUAUUUCCAUGGGUUCUUGGCGGGAGGUUGGUGGACGGACAUCAAUAAGUCAGCUAAUCGACGGGUUCGUUGCUCGCAAGCGCAUAAGCCCAUUGUGACACAGGGUUUUCUUCAAUGGAAGUUGUACUCCAGGCCCGUUGUCGCGUUCUGCUUCAUGUCUUUGCAAUUAUUUUUUUUGCUCAAGGAUACUCGUGGCACGGUGUAUCCGUAAUGCCAACGAGUGACUGGUUCUUCACAUUGAAAAAGGGCCAUCAAAGUGAGGAACAGUGUAACUUUUAUUUUAGAAACCGCCCACCCGGAAAAAUCUUAUUGUGUAUUAAGAAAGCGAAGGAAGGUUUCUCGUGUUUAUUAGGCAACAAAUUAAUAUUAAAUGGCACAAUUAAUGUGUUUGUGUUUCAAUUUCUGGGUUGGCUGCUGCCUUUGAAAACACGGAUCCCUGUAGCUAAGUGGAUUUGUCGAUAACAAUUACAUUGUGUCCAUUCGCAGGCGAAACCUUACGACUUGAAGUCAAGUCGGUAAUUUGGCCGGGUUUUGGUCGCCCGUGGACAGCUGAAUGUCACUCACCGUGCAUGGCCGCUGUCAGUGAUUGGCAGGUCUGCUACCAAUGCGAUAGUGUUAUCGUCCUUGCGUUGAAUUAAAGUGAUACUAAGGCUUAAAUAAUAAUAACAUUAAACAUUUGUUUUGAUUGCAGGACACUGACAUCAUCAGAUUAUGCAGCAGCAUUAUCAAUGAGAUACAAAACUUCACUUAACGGAUAAGCAGUGAGUCAGAUCAACCAAGGAUACUUGUACAGAAGUUGUAUUCUUCUAUACAAGCUGUUUUCCUUUGAAUUGUUAAACGGAAGGUCGUCACCAUGACUGGCGGACCGGGCAGCACCAAGCGCCACUACCGUCGGCUGCUGGACAAGCUCAAAGCCCGCUCCAGCCGCAUCUUUGUCAAGACCCAGAUGCAGAACCGCAUGCAGGAGCAGAGACUGAAGAAAGUGGUCAAUGUCCUGGAGAAGGAUCGGGACCCCUGCAUCCGCAAGUCUCAUGAGGGGAUCUGGCGAGUGUCGUCUAAGGAGUGCCCCAUGCCGCGGCUGGCCAAGCCCGAGGGGAUGCCAUCGUACCUGGCCCGUCCCCGCGCCACGACUCUCCCCACCCCAGCUGAACUAGCCACCCUGCUUCCUAAGAAGAGAGUCAGGGGACAACAGCACUAUGCAUCUCACGCUGAAUCGGUGGCCACCAGCAAACCGCCUCCCAGAGAAUACACCAAGAUGUCCAAGAGAAGACUGUCCUCGAUGAGAUCAGAUCAGGUCCAGAUAUAUCACUAUCGGAAGGUGAUGGAGGAAUUUGAGGAGGCAGUGGAGGUCUUUCCAGAAGGCAAUGGGACAGAAGAGCAUGCGACUGCUGCGGGUGGCACCGGAGAGAAGAUGGAGACACCGACGCAGGGAGACAGGACUGAUGGGAAGUGGGCAACACCGGUGACUAGGACAAAGAGCGUUAUCAGCGAGGCAAGCAAAGCCCUGGCAGACAAUGAGAGUACGGCAGCAGCUGAGGAAUCAGUGAGAAUUGUCAUGAAGAAGCUCGGCAUACGUCCUCAAUCCAGCCCGAUGUCUUACUCCCGAAGACCGCGGCCAAAGAAAAGACGCCCUCAGACGAGUGUCGGUACCUGCGCCACCAUUGCCGAGCAACAACUGGACUCCAAUAGCAAGGUGCUGCGAACCAACUACCUGGACAUGUACAAAGCACAGCUGAAGAACCACGUCCGUCGCAUGACUUCAAAAGGUGAAAUGCCAGCGCCGUCUAUAUGCAUUGAUGACAUGUCACCACACCACGGCCACCGUGAUGAGCGACCCAAGUCGGGUCUUGACAUGAGCGUCCUCUCGCAGGCGUCCACUCCCACCAAGGCCCCUUCGCUGGCCCACAGUAAGUUUUCCUCGCCAGCCUUUUCACCCGAGUCACGUGGGAUCAGCAACAAUCCUGGUGCCAAGAUAGAAAGGCAGUCCACCCUCAUGCAACAGACAGCCUCGUCCACAUCACGCUCAACACCGAGAUGUCAAAUGCGCAGGGUCAGCACGCAGAUCAUGCAUGCCACCACCUUCGACACGCUACAAGAUGAGGUGCAGAAAAUGCAAAGCUACCGCAAGUUCCGGCGGGAGUCUCUGCAGAUGGACGAUGUCGCCAACCUUCAGGACUUGGAGGACGGAGAACUGUUUGAAGAGAUGAAACACUGUCGGUACAUCAGGUGGGCCAAAGCAGACGAAGCUUUAAUUGAGGAAUCCAGUGAGAACGAACCCUUACAACACCAACUUGCGCUUCUGACCCUGAAGUACGUCCCUCAGGGCCAAUCAAAGAAAAGUCGGAACGAAAACACAUAACCAGACGAUUUAUACUUCACACAGUUAAUUAAUUGGCAGUGUUUUAAUUGGAUUAAAAUUUAUUGGAUUAAACAUCAAAUGUUUAAUAUUAAAAGAACACUUCUAGUCUUCUACUACAUGUAUGUUAUGAAUUUAGUUAGACACGGUUUUUGUUUAAAUAACCAUAUCUAGCCGAGGUAUGUUCCUUUGCUCAGACAAUCUACAUGUACACAAAAUAUCUUUCGAUUAUUAAAAUCAAAUAAUAAUAUAAAUGAAAGCGAUAUGUAUUUUGUUUUGCAAACAACUAGGCCUAUAAAGCCUUUUUAUUCAAACUUAUUUCAGCAGAAUGUGUAGUUUGUGUGGAUAGAAAAAUUCAUUCAAAUACUUUUGACUUACAGUCGUUAAAGGUUGCACAUGUGCAUGUUUCAAACUGUACAAUCUGAUCUGCAAAUUAUUAGUGUCAAGAAAAUCAUUUACCGGUAGU
Molecule: messenger RNA, 3153 nt
Organism: Patiria miniata (bat star)
Lineage: Eukaryota; Metazoa; Echinodermata; Asteroidea; Valvatida; Asterinidae
Exons: 1
Coding region: 1185-2690 (501 amino acids)
Source: RefSeq, a predicted model, not a curated record